Messenger RNA from Merops nubicus (carmine bee-eater), 993 nucleotides. RefSeq names its product putative olfactory receptor 10AC1. Bases 1 to 993 code for a protein of 330 amino acids. Gene Ontology annotation, cellular component: membrane. NCBI's taxonomy places the organism in Eukaryota, Metazoa, Chordata, Aves, Coraciiformes, Meropidae. Gene Ontology annotation, molecular function: G protein-coupled receptor activity; olfactory receptor activity. Gene Ontology annotation, biological process: G protein-coupled receptor signaling pathway. The transcript has a single exon. The record is from RefSeq and is a predicted model, not a curated record.
AUGGAGCGGGAUAAUAAGAGCACUGAUGCAACCAUGGAGUUCCUCCUGCUCGGCUUCUCCGAGCUGCUCUGUCUGCGGGUCCUCCUCUUCCUUAUCUUUCUCGUUGUCCAUUUGGUCACAUUGGCAGGGAAUGUGAUGAUCUUCAUGGCAGUGGUUAUGGAGCCUUCCCGUCCUCCCAUGCUCUUCUUCCUCUGUCAGCUCUCCGUCAUCGAGCUCUGCUAUACCUUGGUCAUUGUCCCUAAGGCACUGUUCAGCCUGAUGGUGGGCGGUAUCACCAUCUCUUUCCUCGGCUGUGCCGCACAGAUGCACCUUUUUGUGGCACUCGGGGGAGCCGAAUGCUUCCUCCUGGUAGCCAUGUCCUACGACCGCUACGUUGCCAUCUGCCAGCCGCUGCGCUACGCGGCCGUGAUGAGCGAAGGCUUCUGCCUCAGGCUGGCUCUGGCAUGCUGUCUGGGAGCCUUUGCUGUUGCCCUGGGGUUGACGGUGGCUGUUUUCCGCUUACCGUUCUGUCAGUCUCAUCGUAUCAACCACUUCUUCUGUGACGUCUCUGCUGUGCUGUACCUGGCCUGUACACAGAGUUACAGCCCUGAGCUGCCCUUGCUAGCUGCCUGCGUGCUCAUCCUGCUGCUCCCCUUCCUCCUAAUCCUGACCUCAUACGUUUACAUCGCUGCUGCUUUGUUACAUGUCACCUCCCCUGUGGGAAGAGGCAAGGCCUUUUCCACCUGCAUUUCACACCUGGCCAUCACCUUCCUACACUACGGAUGUGCCACCUUCAUGUACAUUCGUCCUAAGUCCAGCUAUUCGCCAGCUCGAGACAAGAUGGUGUCUCUGGUCUACACCAGCAUUACUCCACUACUGUAUCCCCUCAUUUAUAGCCUGAGGAACAAGGAAAUCAGAGGGGUCCUCAGGAAAAUGUUGAGCAGGAAGAAAAUAGCUCAGCUGAACCAAGAUACUAUCAGAGAUGUGAUAUGCGUGUGUGGUAAAUUUUCGUAG